Punctularia strigosozonata HHB-11173 SS5 is the source of this 462-nucleotide messenger RNA. RefSeq lists its product as uncharacterized. The transcript has a single exon. The coding region runs from base 1 to 462 and encodes 153 amino acids. The record is from RefSeq and is a predicted model, not a curated record. NCBI's taxonomy places the organism in Eukaryota, Fungi, Basidiomycota, Agaricomycetes, Corticiales, Punctulariaceae.
AUGUCUCUCUUCGUCGCAUCUACCUCCACCUCCUCCGUCACGGUCCACUUCACCCCGCCGGGUCUCUCCGCUCCCUUCACCGCACGCUCGCCCACCCCUCUCGAGCUCGACACCUCCCUCACCUCCACCCUCGCGCGCAUGAACCCGAUCCGCCGCCGGCUCGCCGUCGCAUUCCAGACCGUCUCCAUCACUAUCCUCGACACCGAAGAACGCCUCUUCCACCGCCGGCGCGCGCUCGACCGGCUCGAAGGCCGUUCCUACGUCGACCUCGACCACGAGGAGUGGCAAUUCGUUUGCGCCCGCGCAGAGGAGGGGUCCACCGCUGCACAGGAGUGCGUCCGCCGCGUCGCGCAAGAGAUCGCGGCGGAGGAGGAGCGCGCCGCGGCGGCGGAAAUGAUCACCUUCGAGAGCGUGCUGAGGAGCACCUGGUCAUCGUCCUCCAUAAUCUCAGUCAUCGGAUAA